AUGGUUUCCAGUCAGAGGAGGUGUCCUUCCAUAGGAGCGACAGGAGCAGCAGUGAUUGGUGUCUGCGUUGUUGCGGUGAUUUCUACCUGCAUCGCUCUGGCUGUGUGUCUGACCAUUAACAGGACUCCCCCCCAAGACUCUGCACCCAAACCAGCCUUUGAGACAGACGGAGACCUGUUAGAAUACCUGCUAAAUCUGGGAAGCAUUGACAGGAAGGAUGGAUUGCUGGUCACCUGGUAUCAUUCUGCAAACAAAAAGAGCGAGCUGGCAGCUGCCUUGAAGAGUGAUGCUAUGGUCCUGGAAGCAGAUGUCAACAUAGAAGGACAUAACACUCGUAAUGAGACCGACAAGCCCAUCAUGGCCCACCCCCCUGCUAUUUACAGUGACAACUCUUUUCAGGAAUGGCUGGAUGUCGUCCUUAACUCAUCUAGCAAAGGUAUCAAGCUGGAUUUCAAAAGCAUCAAGGCAGUUGGCCCAUCUCUGGAUAUUUUACUAAAGAAAUCCUCAGAAGUGAAGCUCAAUAGACCUCUGUGGUUAAACGCAGAUAUUCUAAUGGGUCCCAAUGUCCCCAUAAACACUGCAGUUAACGCAAGUUUAUUCCUCUCACUCAUCCAGGAGAAGUACCCAAACUGCACUCUCUCUCUGGGGUGGACGACCCUCUACUCAUUUCUGUUCCCCAACAAAACCUACACUCAGAAAAUGAUUCAAAAGAUGCACAGCAUCGUGGGGACGCUGCCCCAAAGAGUCACCUUCCCUGUCAGGGCCGUCAUGGUGAGAUUGGCUUGGCCUCAUUUCAGCUGGCUGCUGGCUCAGUCUGACAGGUAUAGCCUGACUCUGUGGCAGGGGAAGACGGAUCCGAUCAGAGUGGAAGAUCUCCUGUUCAUCCGGGACAAUAGCCGUGCUGAACAAAUCUAUUAUGACAUUUAUGAUCCUGUUCUGUCUCAGUUCAAGGAAGCAGCGUUGAAUUCAACAAGAAAGAGAUUCUACUAUCCUGGAGGCAAUUUGCUAGAUUACUUUCACCCAGCAGACUCCGAUGAACUAUGGAUAGAGUGGUAUGGGAUGGAUCACUAUGAGAACAGGCUGGAAACACUGUCAAUUCUUACAGAUAAGAGGGGCAUGAUUGCCCUGGACAUUGCAUUACAGAAUAGCACCAUUGGAAAUCUCAUUCCCGUUGCACUGUCUCCAUCAGCAGGCCUCCCCCUGGAACAGGGUCUGGUUACAGUAUCCAGAGAUCUCAAUCCUUGGGGUAUAUACCUGAACAUAACAGAAUCCGGAGCACUUCGCCCUGCACUGGAGCUCCUUAGUAAGCUAUAUGCCCAGAAUCUCUUAUGGAACCCCAUCUGGAUAAGCAUGGCGCUCUCCUUUGGAAGCUUUGAGACACCAGGAUACAUGCAAGGUGAAGAAUUCCUAACAGCCAUCAACAGCAUUUUCCCAUAUGUUACCGUAGCCCCUGGCUGGCCCAGGGAAGUGAUAACUGCUGGUUACACUGACCCAUUGAUAGACGAUAUGCUCACACUCUGUAAGGAUCUCUGGCAACAAGUGUCAUUUCAGCUGGAGGCUGUGCCGCUGAGUAGAUCAUGGCUGGCGACUACAAAGCUGUUGGAGAUUUCACCCAGCUACACCAUCACUGUGCAACACAGUUACUCAGAGGGUAGCUACUGCGAUGGCUUCCCAGGACUCCGGUCUAUCCGAACACACACACAGAAGGGGGUCUAUUAUAAGAUACCGAGACAAUGCAGAAAUGCUUUGAUGGCGGAUGUCUUAACUUCUUAG
Emys orbicularis (European pond turtle) is the source of this 1773-nucleotide messenger RNA. RefSeq names its product family with sequence similarity 151 member A (gene FAM151A). The record is from RefSeq and is a predicted model, not a curated record. NCBI's taxonomy places the organism in Eukaryota, Metazoa, Chordata, Testudines, Emydidae. The coding region runs from base 1 to 1773 and encodes 590 amino acids. The transcript has 8 exons.